AUGUCUAAACAAGAAGGUGAUGAUUUAAUUCCAGAAGUUGAAAGUGGUUAUAUUCCAUCUGCUAAAAAAACUGUUGAUGAAUAUGCAAAAUUAGAUGCAGAAGAUGAAUCUUUACAAAAAUGGAAAAAAUCAUUAGGUUUAUUAGGUGGUGAACCUUUACCAGUUGAUCCAAAUGAUGAUAGAAGAGUUGUUAUUUUAGAAAUGUCAUUAUUAAUUGAUGGUGAAUCACCAAUUGUUGUUGAUUUAACCAAAAAUGAUAUAUUAGAAAAUUUAACAAAAAAUUAUUUUAAAAUUAAAGAAAAAUCAAUAUAUAAAUUAAAAAUUAAAUUUAAAGUUCAACAUGAAAUUGUUACAGGUAUAAAAUAUUUACAAGCUAUAAAAAAAGCAGGUAUAAGAGUUGAUAAAGUUGAAGAUCCUUUAGGUUCUUAUGCUCCAAAUACAAAAGAUAAACCAUUUUAUGAAGUUAUUUUACCUGAAACUGAAGCCCCAAGUGGUUUAUUAGCAAGAGGUUCAUAUUCUGCUCAAUCUAAAUUUAUUGAUGAUGAUAAAGUUACUCAUUUAAGUUUAAAUUGGGGGGUUGAUAUUGUAAAAAAAUGA
Hansenula ciferrii is the source of this 597-nucleotide messenger RNA. It is a transcript of the gene RDI1, whose product is annotated as Rdi1p. The coding region runs from base 1 to 597 and encodes 198 amino acids. Gene Ontology annotation, molecular function: Rho GDP-dissociation inhibitor activity; protein binding. Gene Ontology annotation, cellular component: cytoplasm; cytosol; membrane. Gene Ontology annotation, biological process: Rho protein signal transduction. The record is from RefSeq and is a predicted model, not a curated record. The transcript has a single exon. Lineage: Eukaryota; Fungi; Ascomycota; Saccharomycetes; Phaffomycetales; Wickerhamomycetaceae.